This is a messenger RNA of Theobroma cacao (cacao), 1723 nucleotides long. Its product is annotated as GTP-binding protein-like protein. Gene Ontology annotation, molecular function: GTPase activity; GTP binding. The record is from RefSeq and is a predicted model, not a curated record. NCBI's taxonomy places the organism in Eukaryota, Viridiplantae, Streptophyta, Magnoliopsida, Malvales, Malvaceae.
CUAUCUUAGUUUUCUCUAGCAUCUACUUGUUGCUCUUUUCUUCUUCCUCCCUUAAGUAGAAAAAACGAACCGUCGCAGCCCAGUCGCCGCCGUCCGAUCACCGUGAUCUGAAUCACUCUUUCUCUUCUGUGACAAUGGCGACUGUCAUGCAAAAAAUCAAAGACAUCGAAGAUGAGAUGGCAAGGACUCAAAAGAACAAAGCAACAGCUCAUCAUCUCGGUUUGCUGAAGGCUAAACUUGCAAAGCUACGAAGAGAACUCCUUACACCCUCAUCAAAAGGGGGAGGUGCUGUGGGUGAAGGUUUUGAUGUUACAAAAAGUGGAGAUGCAAGAGUUGGUCUAGUAGGUUUCCCUUCAGUGGGGAAAUCUACUCUUCUAAACAAAUUGACAGGGACAUUUUCAGAGGUUGCUUCCUACGAAUUUACUACAUUAACUUGUAUCCCAGGUGUGAUCGUGUAUAGAGGGGCUAAAAUUCAGUUGUUGGAUCUCCCUGGUAUUAUCGAGGGUGCUAAAGAUGGAAAGGGUAGAGGAAGACAGGUCAUCAGCACUGCUAGGACAUGCAAUUGUAUAUUGAUUGUUCUUGAUGCGAUAAAGCCAAUAACUCACAAGCGUCUUAUUGAGAAAGAGCUUGAAGGAUUUGGCAUAAGGUUGAACAAGGAACCGCCUAAUUUGACAUUCAGAAAGAAAGACAAGGGUGGUAUUAAUUUCACCUCCACAGUUGCAAAUACUCUCCUGGACCUUGAAACUGUGAAGGCAAUAUGUAGUGAAUACAGAAUUCACAAUGCUGAUAUCACUUUGAGAUAUGAUGCAACCGCUGAUGAUCUAAUAGAUGUCAUUGAGGGCAGUAGGAUAUAUAUGCCUUGCAUCUAUGUCGUGAACAAGAUUGAUCAGAUUACACUUGAAGAGCUGGAGAUUUUGGAUAAACUUCCCCAUUACUGCCCAGUCAGUGCUCACCUGGAGUGGAACCUAGAUGGUCUCCUGGAUAAGAUAUGGGAGUAUCUUGAUUUAACUCGCAUUUAUACAAAGCCAAAGGGGAUGAAUCCAGACUAUGAAGAUCCUGUAAUCCUGUCAUCAAAGAAGAGGACAGUUGAGGACUUCUGCAACCGAAUCCAUAAAGACAUGCUUAAACAAUUUAAGUAUGCAUUGGUAUGGGGAUCGAGCGUGAAACACAAGCCCCAAAGGGUUGGCAAGGAUCAUGAACUUGAGGAUGAAGAUGUUGUUCAGAUUAUCAAGAAGGUGUGAUUACAGAAUAUGGAAUUAUACUGGAACUCUCCAGUAUGCCAACAUUUUAGGAAUCCAUCGUGCCCAAUUUUCAGCUGCCAGCGAGGUUUCUGCAGCUGGAAAUGAGGUAGAAGAGACACCUGAUGUGUAAUUAUGCUGUUUUGCUGUCAAGCUCAUUUGCUUUGAUUUACUUGUAUGUUUGCUUUGUUAUGGUAGUAUUAUACUUGAAAUCUAGAACAAGUUUGAAGUGCAAAUGGCCUCGCGGGAAAAUUUUUGUUUUAACUUCUGAGAGAUUAGGCAUUGAUGACUUUGAGAGAUUAGCCCUUGUCUCACCCGUGCAUUGCCGCAAGAUGCUAAACGAGGAUACCUCCACAUUGCAGAGUGCUGAACAGCUAGGCUAUUAGCUUUUGUUUAAGAGAUCUACUUAUUUCUAUAAGAGUAAAGGCUCCUUACAACAUUUGCCAAAGGUUUCCUAAUAAGAAUAAGACAAAUCACUUUUAUCA